AUGGGGAUGGCACCGCUGCUCCUCCUGGCGACUCUCAUCUGCACUGCAGCUGCAGACACGGCUGAUGACACCAUCGAAGCGGUGUCCCCGGGACCUGCACUGGCAGACGCUGACGAUUUGGAGGAGAGGCUGACUGAGAUAAUGGAAGAUAUUGAAGAGCUUGAAGACAUAUCGGACCUACAUCUGCAUGGACUCCGCUCCAACGCACAACGAAGGCGAGGUAACACGGUGUACCACGUGUUCGCGCAGGCGCAGACGAACGCGCAGGCGCAGGAGACGUGCCGCUCCAUCAGAGGGAACCUGGCGGACAUCAAGACCAUGGACCUGCAGAAGUUCAUAGAGGGGCUGAUCCGCAGUGUGGACCCCAGCAAGGACUACUGGAUGGGACUCAACGACAAGAAGGUUGAGCGUGUGUGGACGUGGUCUGACGGGACGCCCAUCAGCGGGUGCGACUUCUCGUACUGGGCGCCGGGGGAGCCAAACGACGGGGGCGGGAACCAGGACUGCGGCCAGCUGUGGAGCAACGUGGGCUUCAAGUGGGACGACGAUUCGUGCGACCGUCGCAAGUACUUCAUCUGCCAAGUCGGUCCCGGAGAGGAGAACGCCUGUAUUGCUGAAGGUUCCUGCCUGGACCUGCAGCUGCCUGCGGGCGCGGUGACGGGCGUGGGUUACACCGCCCCGGGCUACGGACCGGCGAACGUGCUGGUCGCCGGGAGCGCCAUCUGGAACCCGCAGAAACUGCCCAGGAACUACAACAACUGGCGCAUCGACUUCGACAUGCAGAAAGCAUACACCUUCUCCGCAGUCAAGAUCCGCAACUACGGGGACACCACGCACGACGUCACGGCCUUCAAGCUGGAGACGUCCGACGACAAGUCCACCUGGACACAGGUGUUCUCCACCGGCAGCGUGCGCGCAGGUGUGAAGACGCCUCAGCCUUUCAUGGGGUUCUACGGGAGCGGCCGUUUUUGGCGCUUCACGGUCACCCGGACCGCGCAGGGAUGGCAACCAUGGCUCGUCGGAGUCCAGUUCUGCGGCAUCGAAGGGAAGCCGAAGUACGAGGCCGUGAGCGUGCCGACCGCCGGGAUCAGCGGGGUGGGAAACACGCCGACCAACGGGCCUGAGAACGCCGUGGACGGCAAACGGGGGACGUUCUGGAACCCGCAGGGUCUCCAAAGGAACUACAACAACUGGUGGAUCAUCUUCGACUUCCAGAAGGUCUUCACCCUGGCCGCGAUCCAGAUCACCAACUACGGGGACACCACGCACGACGUCACGGCCUUCAAGCUGGAGGCGUCUGACGACAAGGUGACUUGGAAGCCGGUGUACUCCACCACGGGCGUCAGGCCAGGGACGAACCAACCGCAGCUGUUCGGUGGCUUCUCCGGAACGGGCCGCUACUGGCGCUUCACGGCCACCAGGACCCCGCAAGGCUGGCAGCCGUGGCUGGUGGAGCUCCAGUUCUACACCAUCCCGGGUACGUUGGUGGAAGGGCCGGUGCAGGAAGACGCCACCAACACCCACUUCCUGGUGGUGGGGAUGGCCCUGACGGCGGAGGAGGCCCGGGCGUACUGCAAGCGUCGGGGGGGACUCCUGGCGGAUAUCAAGAGCACCAUGGUCCACGACUACGUCGUGCAGACCAUCCGCAAGUACAGCAACCCGAACGAGAACUUCUGGAUCGGACUUCAGGACACCACGGUAAGAGGAUACAGAGUGACGAAAAAUUAG
Branchiostoma belcheri (Belcher's lancelet) is the source of this 1728-nucleotide messenger RNA. RefSeq lists its product as uncharacterized. The transcript is spliced from 12 exons. NCBI's taxonomy places the organism in Eukaryota, Metazoa, Chordata, Leptocardii, Amphioxiformes, Branchiostomatidae. The record is from RefSeq and is a predicted model, not a curated record. Bases 1 to 1728 code for a protein of 575 amino acids.